GGGAUCGAUGGGAGCAACGGGCGGACGGACCGAGUACUCUGCGCGGGCACGGUGGAACGCACUGGUGGACGGAGAUGACAUGGAUCGGUUCAUGGUGGUGACGGAGAAUGAUGCGCCGAUGAGUUUGGAGGCAGAGACACGACCGCUCGUCACUCGCUCGCAGCUGGCAGCUCAUUCAAAAGCUGUCCAGGCAGAGUCGGAUGCAAAGGCAAGGUCGGCGAACAAGUCUGCUGCGGGGGCUGGAGGUGGUGUGGCGGUCGAUGGUCGUACGCCGGCGUCAAGCUCAAGAGCAGAAGCGGGAAAGAGUGCAGAGGUGACAGCUGUCUCGCCGUUGGUGGCAGCUGUGGUUGAAGCAAAGGCGGGGCAGGUCGAUGGCCACGACGCCGAUGUGGCAGGCAAGCAUCUGGUGGACGAGGUGCCGGAGGAGAUGCGGAUUCUGUUCACGCCGCCCGGACAGGGCGGGGCAGAGCCGUUUAUUGUCGCCAGGUUGGCGUGGUAUGCGCAGGCCAGGAUGCUCGAGGUGACGCCAGGCUUUGGCGUGGCGCGCGAGGUGCUUGUGGGCAACGAGCGGUACGUGGUCGAGGUGACCAACGCUUCGGCCAGCGCGAUGGGCGCGGACGAAGUGAUCGAGCAGUACAAGGCGGCACAGGCCGAGGCGGCGGAUGAUGAGACGCGGCACAACGCGGCGGUGGGCCGGUUCUUCGAGCCGUCGCCACCGGCGUCGCACGUGUUGUACGUGGUGACGGGCGAGAUUGUGUCGGGCGCCGAGUUUACCGGCGAGGCGCUGUACGUGCAGUACGCGUUCGAGGUCGACGACUCGUGCUGGAGCGCCCGCCCGCUGCAGGCCGGGUCGGGCCGGGGCGGCAAGCCCGUGCUGGAGGGAGUGACCCAGCUGGCGCAGGUUCGGCGGGUGAGUGCGGCCGCUGCCGGGCUGCCUGACGGGCGGUCGACGCAGGCAACCAUUCCUACAGCCAUGUUUGGCCUCCCGCUCGAGGCGCAGUUUGAGUGGCGCCCACCGGCGGCGCGGCUCGGGCCCGACGGCGAGCCGCUCUCGCCGGACGACCACACCGAGGUGCCGGCCAUGCCGCGGCUGCUGCUCAAGGUCGCGUCCUACGACUGGUGGGAGCGUAACCGGCUCGAGGGCUACGCACACGUCGACCUCCCUGCGCGGCCGGGACACUACAUGCUCGAGGUUCCGACGUGGAAGCCUGCACUGUCGGUCCGGCAGCAGCUGCAGUCGUACUUUAUCGGCGGCUCGCCCGAGCUCGCCGAGUUUGGCCACGCCGCAGUCCCGUCGAGCCAUGAGGCUGGGACCCCGCUCAACAAGCUCGGAUUCGAGACCGAGUCUUCCGGCUCGCUCAAGAUCCGUCUCAACGUGGUGCGCCGGUCGGCGUCUGUGCCAGGCUACACCGAGUGGGCUGCUCCCAACUACGGCCGCGAGGCCCAGAAGCCCGGCGCCGCCAUCUCGCCGCUUGCCCGCAUCGGGGCCUUCUCCAGCCGGCCUGCCUCAUCGCACUACGCCUCGCUCCUCAACUCCAAGACGUGGAAGGAGAUGAAGCGGGAGCGCGAGGCCGCCAAGAAGAUUCUCUACGCCUACGGUCUCGCCACUCUCCUUCUCCUUCUCCUUGUACUCCUCGCCACUGCCAGCUCUGCCCAGUGGUCGCCCUCGCCCUCGACAAACACACCGCUUGCUCCGUCGUCGGUGGCUCUGGAACAGGUUGGCCCGGUGACUGUCCCGGCGUUAGGGGGUUCGUUCUGGACUACUUUUUUUGAACUCGAUGACGCUCUCGCCCGUUACGUCCUUAGAGUCCAGCGGGUCGACAAGGACGGCAUGCGGAUGAACGGGAAGACGGGAACGCUGCUCGCGGCAGAGGACCAAGGCCCGGCGCUCUGGGGCUACGACACCAAGUCUGAGGCGGGCGGCGCCGUUGUCGUCGCUUUUAACGAUCGUCGCCAUCGCGGUGACCAGGAUGAUGCUGUGCGGCCUAGCAACGGUGUUGAUGAUGCUGGCGAUGACAGCUCGGCUCGUGUUGAGGCGCACAAGUACGAGAACGUGGUGCUGACCCGGCUGGAGGCCAACGGAACGACGCCGUGGGGCCGAUACGGCCUGUUGCUGUCGGACAACGACGACUUUGAGCCGCAGCCGAGGGUGGUGCAGCGGGCUGACGGCGCCGAUGAGUGGAUGGUGGUCUGGCCGCACUUUCAGCGUAACGGGCACGAGCAUACCUGUAUCCGCGCGCAGCGGAUUUCCGCCGGCGGUGCCAUGGGCUGGCCCUUUGGCGGCGUGUGCGUGUACGCCAACUCGCCCGAGGAGCCCGGCAUGCUCUCGGUCGUCGCCGGCAUGGCUAACGACGGGCAGCCGAUGUUUGUGGUGGCGUGGAUGAAGGAUACCCGUCGGCACAAGGACCACUGGCUCCAGAUGGCGGCCUACGACUGGAAGAGCGGCAAGCCGCUCUGGGGCGACGCGCCCAUCACCAUCUACUCGGCGAGUCAAAUGGCGUCAGGCGUGUACCCGCAGCUCCGUAUCGGGCCGGCGUCCGAGGUGGUCCUCGCAUGGUUUGUCACUACUCCGCACAACACCUUUGAGGCGUUCUGGCAGAUGGUCGACGCGUCGGGCAAGGUGCUCUUCACUCCCGGCGGCGUGCCUGUCGCCGACUCUUCGGCGCUGUCGUACUUGGUGCCGAUCCCGGCCUACGAUUCCGAGCGCGGCGUGGUGUACGUGGUGUACAUGGCGGCAACGCAUGCACAGGACGAGCGCGGCAUCUAUGUCUCGGCCUUUAACGUCACGGACGGCGGCAAGCCACUGUCGUCGGGCCCGUGGUCGCCGGCUGGCUGGCCCAUCGUCCCGCUCGCGCCCACCACCCAGGUCAACGCCGACCAGCCGCUGCUGACCACCUAUCCAUCGGGCUCGACGCUCCUCCUCGGAUACUCGACCGGCCACCCGUACAACACGCUCCGCUUGCUGCGGAUCGGCGACGCUCAUAGCGACGCGACCAUCGUGUGGAACGCCACGGUCUCGGACGCUUCCUCGUCAAAGUACGCUGUGACCAUCGCGACGCCACUCGGUGAGAUCGGCGAGGUCCCCAUCGUGAUGACGUGGGACGACAACCGCGGAGCGCAGUGGGAUGUGUUUGGUCAGGGCGUGACCGCAGACGGCCAGCUCGGCCCGCCGCAGUAG
Messenger RNA from Thecamonas trahens ATCC 50062, 3178 nucleotides. RefSeq lists its product as uncharacterized. Gene Ontology annotation, cellular component: MKS complex. The transcript is spliced from 2 exons. Lineage: Eukaryota; Apusomonadida; Apusomonadidae. The coding region runs from base 8 to 3178 and encodes 1056 amino acids. Gene Ontology annotation, biological process: cilium assembly. The record is from RefSeq and is a predicted model, not a curated record.